This is a messenger RNA of Mya arenaria, 2115 nucleotides long. RefSeq lists its product as uncharacterized. The record is from RefSeq and is a predicted model, not a curated record. The transcript has 4 exons. NCBI's taxonomy places the organism in Eukaryota, Metazoa, Mollusca, Bivalvia, Myida, Myidae. The coding region runs from base 289 to 798 and encodes 169 amino acids.
UCGAUUUGUCAUUUGGUGUAACCAAAAAUAGGCAUAAACCGAUUGUAUCUACAAAUGUACUCUUAUCAUGUUUGAAGUAAACCCACCACCGUGUUUAAUAUAAUUUCGACAACCUGGUUGGGUAUAAUUCUUGUAAAAUAUGUUUUAAACAUAAUCAUUCACAACAAAGUGAUAUCGAAAACAACUGAAGACUAGUACAUUGCAGUUUUAAUAUUUGGUGGUAAAAACUCUUCAUUACAUUUAAAAUAAAAAGAGGAAAAUUGCUGCAGUGAAAACCGAGACACCGAGAUGAAUCUUUUGAAUUCAAUAACGAAGUCGUUUCAACGAUCUAACUCUCAAAAAGAUGCCCCACUCGGUGAAAAUCACAAACGAGCUGAACAAGAGGAUGAUGGGUUUCUACUUGUUGGAAAUACAACCACUGAAAGAGCCUCCUACCAGAGUAGUCACUACCAAGGAGGCAGUCAACAGUUCCAGUCUCCCACCCUGGAUGCCACACAGUGGCCAGGCCUCUCGAGUUCUGAGCCACUUCAAACCGGUUCAACCACUGUUCCAAAUGUAUCCUCACGUUCAUAUAGCUCGCAAGAAACAACGCAAUCAAAACAACAUAUCAACCCUUUGACAGGCGUACCAUUCCACCUCAACAAGGCGUGUUUAGCUGCUAUAAGCAACUGUGAUAACUAUGACUAUUUACAACAAAGGCAGUUUGACUUUGUGAAAUAUUCCUACGAUUUUAGUGUAGAAAGGGCCCUGCUGAAAGAACACGGUGAAGACAAUGAAAGUAUGGAGUAUGCGUAUUGAUGCGUUAAACGUAUACAAAGGUACUUGUUCUUGCAUGGAUGCAUGAAUAAUGUGACAAAAUUGGAGCUCAAUUUAUGGGAUCAGGUUCAUAGAUUUUAUGUUGGCUACAUGAUUUUAUAAUUUGUUCAAAUUUAGUUGUUUUUUUCCACUCUUAUGAACAAAAUUACCAAACUGCAACUUGCAAUCACAGUCAGUGAAAUUAGUCUUUUGGAUAAAAAUCAUGAAUUCAUCUACUCAUAACUGCUUGGCAGUUUAUUUUUGGACAGGCCCUGCUAUAAAAAAACAACCCAGAAUUUGAGCAAGCCCGCAGAGCAUUUUACCAGUGCAGGGCUUGCGGGCUUGUGCUUAUUUUGACCACUGGGCAGAUAUUCAUUUGAACAGAAAUGUUUAAAUCCAUGCCUUAUUCAUUUUUUGAUGGCAUAGCUUACGCUUUCCGGUAAAAUAAAGCAUUUUCUGUCAUAUUUUUCAAUAAGAAUUGUUAUUUUAAACUUUUAAUGAUGUUUUAUCAUUGUAACAUUAGUGUUUUGUUUACAUUUCUCAUUUAAUCAAAAAGUAAAGGUGAUAUCAGAAUGUAUAAAACAUGAACGAGAAUGAAAGGAAAAUUUAUAAGUAUUUAUAAAUACACAAUUUUGAAAGAUUCCACUUUCAUUCCAUCAUUAACAUUUUCAUUGAUGCAUUUGGAAUAAGAACACUGUUUUAUAAUUAGUUGAAACCAUUUCAAUAUUGUUUUCAUGCACAGACCUUUAAACCAUAGGUCCGUGAUAUUUGUUUGUGUUAAUUUAAUGGAAAUUUAUAAUUACAAUUUACAUACAGCUGUUAUCGAUCAUUUGCAUAUCUCAUUUUUGUUUUGAUUUUGUUAGACAUUUAAUGUUUUAUUGAGGUAAUGGUUGUUUUAUAGUUUAUUAUUGAUACAAUAUGCACCUAUACAGUAUAUUUUUGUUAAAUUUUCCCAAACUUGUUUGAACUUGAUUUCAAUAGUGUUGAUUGCUGACCAUGACUGCCUCAUCAUAUUAGUGCUUGUGAGUUUUAAAGAUUGGUUAAAGAUUUUUUGUAUGUACAAAAUGUACUAACAAAAAUAAAUGGCUAGAUGCAACGCUGUAAGUUUUUAGUGGUCUACAUUAUAUUGUGUAAACUACCCACUUACUGCGCCAGCCACUGUCGCUAUCUACUGCUUUACCUGAUAAAAAUCAGCCAACUUCUAAUUAAUUGAAAUAAUAACAAAGAAAUGCUGCCAUGUCUUAGACAAAAUAUAAUGUUGACACAAAAUAUAAUGUUGACCACUUAUAUUUUUUACAAUGGAUAAAAUUAAGAUUUACA